AUGAUGAUGUCGAUCAUGUCUCAUUUAAACAAUCUCGAAGCUGAGAAGCAAAAAUAUCAGGCACAGCGGCGACGUCUAUGUCAAGAGAACGCAUGGCUUCGUGAUGAGCUGAGUUCAACCCAAAUUAAACUCCAAACUUCCGAACAGCAGAGCGACAUGAAGACGGCACCAUCUGAGACAAAUGUGCCAUCGACUAAUGACACUUUGCAAGAUCUUGGCUUUGGACCAGAAGAUGAAGAAGAUCUGCAAUCUAGUCAAUUCGCUCAACCAACUCCUGCACAUUCCAUGGCGGCAUCAGCUUCAGUUGGCUACGAAAUCCCGGCAAGACUCCGCACACUUCACAACCUGGUCAGUCUUUAGUU
Molecule: messenger RNA, 362 nt
Organism: Cylicostephanus goldi
Lineage: Eukaryota; Metazoa; Nematoda; Chromadorea; Rhabditida; Strongylidae
Source: the annotation of a GenBank genome assembly